Messenger RNA from Leucoraja erinaceus (little skate), 2260 nucleotides. RefSeq lists its product as uncharacterized. The record is from RefSeq and is a predicted model, not a curated record. Gene Ontology annotation, biological process: TRAIL-activated apoptotic signaling pathway; positive regulation of apoptotic process. Lineage: Eukaryota; Metazoa; Chordata; Chondrichthyes; Rajiformes; Rajidae. Gene Ontology annotation, molecular function: protein binding. Bases 293 to 1912 code for a protein of 539 amino acids. The transcript has 10 exons. Gene Ontology annotation, cellular component: cell surface; plasma membrane.
ACAAUAGAACUUUAUUUAUCCAAAGACUAAGAGGGAAAUUGAUCUGCCAACAGUUAUAAAACACAAGAUGCAUGAAACAUGAAAUUAAAAUGACGAGUGGAAAGGAUUGGUGAUGUGCAAAGGGGGGGGGGGGGGGGGGGGGGGGGGGGGGGGAAGGUAUAGGAUCGGUAUAGAGGGAUAUAGGUGAAAUGCGGGCAAAUGGAACUAGCUUAGAUGGGCAUCUUGCCAGCAUGGCGUGGUGGGCCGAAGGGCCUGUUUCCGUGCUGUAUGUUUCGAUGCGGCUUAAACGCUGAUGAAUCUGUCUCCUGUGAAACAGUUUGAAUGCAGUGAAGUUAGUAGGUGUUGUGUGGGAUUCAGUCAUGCUCUGACACACUGUUGUUCCGUCCAGCUUCUUGUUGUGGGGCUGUGUCUGCUUGCGGCCCGCACCACCGAUGGACUCCCGGUCAACAGCUCGGCGGUGUACCCGGCUAGUGGCAGAGAGAGCUGGGUACGACCUCCGAUCCAGGGCGGCCGACUGGGAGACAUGUUGCACCACGGCAGGCGUAACCGCUGUAAAACCGAGGAAUACUACAGGGUGAGGAGUGACCUGUGCUGCAGAAACUGUCCAGCAGGAACCCACGUCACUGAGCACUGUCGCAAAGAUCAAGAGAGGGCAAAGUGUGAACCGUGCGUGAAGGGAGAGGCUUACACCAAGUAUGAAAACGGACUGAACAAGUGCAUGCCUUGCACGGUUUGUCGCGAUGAUCAGGAGCAGGUUUCGGCUUGCAAUGUGAAGAAGAAUGCGGUGUGCCAGUGCCAAGCAGGGCGGUACUUUUGCACAGACAACCGGGUCUGUGAGAUGUGUCGCCGAUGUACAUCGCGCUGCCCAGAUGGUGAGAUUGUGCAGACCAACUGUACACCCACGUCGAACACAGUGUGUCAAAAGAAGAUCCUUGGCAAAGAUUCACCUCAGAUGAGCGGGGGAAUGCUAGCUGGUGUGAUCGUGCCAUCUCUCUUUCUGGCUCUCCUUCUCGGUCUCAUUCUCGCUGUGCGUUACUUUUGGAAGAAGUAUCCGCAGCUCCAGCAGAGUGGUAUCUACGGCAAGAUAUGUGGACACUGGAGCGAAAGGGAUUCUUCAGAUCCUGAGAAUGAACCGGCGCAGGGAGCAGACCUAGCGUUGGUAAAUGAUAAUCACUUGGGCACAAGUGAAAGAGGAGGAACUUCUGUGGACACUUCUGGCCACAAUGCGGUCAAUGACAAUUCUGAGGAGAUGACUUUACUUGUGAAUAAGCCUGAAGCAUCACCUGAAGACCGAGGUGGAGCGUGUGACCAGAGCCCGUGUCACAGCAGGAUUGUUGACCUGCCAUUAGACCAAGGGGAUAACUCUUUGAUAGAACAAAAUGGACUGAGUAGCUCCAGAGAUCUUGAUUGUGUUCUCAACACUCCCUCGCUGCGUAACUGUGGAGCCACGGGCAACGAGACGGGCGGAGCUAGCAACGCGAGAUGUUCUGCUGGAAUUACGCCUUCAGUUUCUGACACAGACACGGUAACCAGUAAGCAUCAUUGUUCAGACAACAAAUCCAGGCAUAUAGAAGAUUUACGACAAAGCUUCACUUUAUUUAUUAAAAAUGUACCUCUUAAAAAGUGGAGGCAAUUUAUGCGAAAACUUGACCUGACUGACAACGAGAUAGAAAUGGCUGAGACGAACAAUAGCAAGAACAUUGAAGAAGCCCACUAUCAGAUGCUCAACACCUGGCUGCAGAAAUUAGGCCGAGCCGCCUCUCUCAAUGUCCUGCUCAACACACUGAAGGACAUGGACCUCAAUGAUGCUGCCGACAAUAUCCAGAAAAAUCUAAAGAGCAGUAGUUAUGAAGAUUUGACUUUCGAUCUACAGAGCAGAAACGGGCCCAUCGCAGCUGUGAGUCCGCCCUGAUCAGCGAUAUCACCGUACACCAGCACUAGCCUGUGCGCACAUAAGGAACAAGAUACAAUUUGACCAAAGCAAUGUAACCUACAAAGAUGUAUUCGGUGGUGGACCUACAUUUUUGGGGCACUGAAACUUGAACUGUUAUGGAGGCCCCUUCACAACCAGCAGUGAGUCUGGGUAACCACUGUCAUGUUGUUAAAUGGGGUUGUUCCAUGACAGAUCAGCAAGUUUUAAUUUCUACUAGACCAAGUGCAGACCCGCUGGCUCUGCUCCCCCAACGCAGCUGUUCCCUACCCGUAGCCCCCACGGGAGAUGUGGUCCUCCAACUCAAGCGGGGCGGGGGGGGGGGGGGGG